This is a messenger RNA of Caenorhabditis sp. 36 PRJEB53466, 514 nucleotides long. NCBI's taxonomy places the organism in Eukaryota, Metazoa, Nematoda, Chromadorea, Rhabditida, Rhabditidae. The record is from the annotation of a GenBank genome assembly.
AUGUCUGCCUUCCCGCUCCUCGUCCUCCUUCUCCUUCUCCCCGUCGCUUCUGCUCAACUUACUGUACGUUAUCCAAUAACCAACCCGUCUCCAACCGAAUCAUUUCAGCUGAACGAGCUCGAAAUCAGUGCCGAGCUCCGGCGCAAGAUGCUCCCUUUGCCUACAGUUCCGACUCACGUGAGCCGGAGUCAUCGAGUCGGUGCUCAGAGAUAUCAUCAGUUCGGACAGAGAUGCUGGCACCUCGAGUCCUGUAAAAACUGCGUGUGCUGCGGGAGCUGCGGAGGACAUGACUUUCUGUAGAGCCCCAGAGCUCGGAAUGUUCUAGAAUGCUCUUUUCAGGUGUUCGUCGCCGGCCGGCUCCGUCGACUACUGUCUGCUCUACGAGAAGAUCUCCAUGCAUACCGUAACCACCUCAAAUGCCCCGCCGGUUCCAAUAGUUGAGUUUCAGAAUCUCGAGAAACAAAACGAGACGAUGGCCUACCAACUGCCGGCCGAUUUCCCGGAUAUCAAAUGA